Cadophora gregata is the source of this 953-nucleotide messenger RNA. RefSeq lists its product as uncharacterized. The record is from RefSeq and is a predicted model, not a curated record. NCBI's taxonomy places the organism in Eukaryota, Fungi, Ascomycota, Leotiomycetes, Helotiales, Ploettnerulaceae. The coding region runs from base 138 to 566 and encodes 142 amino acids. The transcript has 2 exons.
CUCCAGUCUUAACAAUGGGGUUGACGUUACUUCGUUACUCUCUUCAUCCUCCCCGCUCAGUACUUCUGCUUAAUUCUCUCUGCGUCUCGUACAAGAGACAACUGUCCCCAUAGUCGCACUACCACUGACUCAAGCAUAUGCUCUGCAGCUCCGGGAUAAACAGUAAGUGGCGAGCCAAGGGCCCAACGGCAGUUGUUAUCCGCGAGACGUCAAUCAACUCGGAAGCCAUCGGUAAACAGGGCAACGCUAAAAUGUAUAUUGCCCUUUUAGGACAUCUUCCAACUAUUGUUUCUGCUGCUGCAUCACAAAGAGGUUCCAACAUUGGACAUUUGCAGAAGAGAUCUGCCUCAUGCUCCAUUUUAGCUGUGGCUGCGUCUAGUGUUUCAUCGAUGAUCGACUUGAGAUAUGCAAACACGCAAAGAAACGCUCGUACGAACUAUUCCAGUCCUUUGACUCGACUUCAAAGUGCUUCGGUCUAUCUCCUAGCGCUUCAGAGACUUGAUGCUCAUCUGAAGCCGGUCAUUCUUAGACGACGAGUACGUGGAUGUGUUGGAGGAAAUGAGUAAAUACAGUUGCAUACACCGUGCAUACAAAAUUGUGAGACCACAAGAUUCCUGGGACCCGGUACGCUCCAUGCAUUCUCCACGGCGGUGUCUAUCGAUACAAGUGGCAAAUGCACGUCCAAGCCCAAAAGACAGGGUCGGUAGUCAGGGGAGCAGCGCAGCCUGCCUCUGCCAAUACUUGGUAAUUGGUGCAGGGCAUAAUAUCACGCGGCGAUGAUGAUCGGAUGGGAGAUCAGGGUCUUCAAAAAGUCUCCUCUUGGAAGCUUACCUUAUAAUUACAAGGUCUGUCGUCUUACAGUAGUGGCAAAGAGGGCGAGGAGGGUGAGGAGGGUAAGGUCGAGGUCCUACUGUAAGGUAAGGUAGUGGGAAUAAGCCUUGGCGAACUUGGAC